AUGAGGCGUGCUCUGUGUGCCCUGCAAGCAGCAGGGCAGCAGCAGCGACUCUUACCAAUAUGUUGUCUAGUCAGAACGUACACUGCUGCUGCUGCAGCUGCUGCUGCUGUCACGUUGCAGCAGCAGCAGCAACCACAACAACACCAGCAGUAUCUGCAGGGACUGCAGCAGCAGCAGCAGCAGCAGCAACAGCAGCAGCAGCAGCAGCAGCAGAAUCAUGUCUUGAGUUCUCGUGCUCGUUAUUUGCUGCUAAGAAGAAAUAUGAAGAAAUGCACAGAGCAGCAAGAAGAGCGGCAGCGGCAGCGGCAGCAGCAGCGUGCAGCAGCAGCAGCAGCUGCAGCAGCUGCAGCUGCUGCUGCUGCUGAAAAUGGAGGUGAAUCGGACCUUCAGGCCAUCCCUGAUCGUGCAGCAGCAGCAGCAGCAGCAGCAGCAGCAGCAGCAGGAGAAGGAGCCGAAUCACCAGGAGGAAUAGCAGCAGCAGAAACAGCAGCAGCAACAGCAGCAGCAGCAGCAAGAGUUGCUGCACUAGCGCAGCAGCAUAAAAGAUUAAAAAAAAGAAGAGCAGCAGAAUUGCCUCAUAGCCAUUGGAGUUUUGUAGGUAAAGGUAAUGAGGAACCUGUGUCUUGUGUUGCUGCUGCUGCUGCUGUUGCUGCUGCUGCUGCUGCUGCUACUCAUGGUCCUGCAGCAGCAGAUAUGGGCUAUGGAGCAGCAGCAGCAGCAGCAGCAGCACAAGUAGCAGCAGGAUCUAUAUUUGAAGAAGACACAGGAGAGCCAUUAGAUACAAUACUAGAGACACAAGACACAGAAGCAGCAGCAGCAGCAGCAACAGAUGCAGCAGCAGCAGCAGCAGCAGCAGGACCUGCUGCAUUUAUACCUAAGGAAGCAGCAAAAAUUAAAUGUAAUGCUGUAUGGAGACUACCAGAGGAGACACAAAAGGAGACACUUCCUCCAAGUAUAUUAUACUUGCAGCAGCCUGCUGCUGCUGCUGCUGCUGCUGCUGCUGAGGAUUCAGCAGCAGCAGCAGCAACAGACCCCACGCAGGAGCUGCUUGAUGGGGCGAAAGUUGCACAGCAGCAGCAGCAGCAGCAGCAACUGCAGCAGCAGCAGCAGCAGCAGCCAAAAGUUUUUGAAUGGCCUGAAGAUCCGCCACCUUCUGCUGCUGCUGCAGCUGCUGCUGCUGCUGCUGCAGCACGUCGUGAGUGGACAUUUAAAGGGGAGCAGCAGCAACUGCAGCAGCAGCAGCAGCAGCAGCAGGAGCGACUAAUAGAAUUAUUAGCUAAUAAGGCAGCAGCAGAUGUCUCCUUUGCUGCUCCUCCGCAGGCAAGAAAGAAGGUAGAACCCUACAGGUUAAUUAAGCAUGCAUUAAAAGGUCCCUAUACACCCGAACAGCAGCAGCAGCAGCAGCAACAGCAGCAGCAGGAACAACAACAGCAGCAGCAGCAGCAGCAGGACACGGAGAAAGUUCCUCCUUGCCCUCGUACUGCUGUUGCUGCAGCUGGUGACGCGGUUAUACCUAGCCAACUACCCAGCAGCAGCAACAGCAGCAGCAACAGCAGCAGCAGCAGCAGCAGCAGCAGGGAUGAUUUAUUAGAUAGUGGUGCUCGUUUAGUUCGUGAUCUAAAGCAGCAAGCAUUAUUGCAUGCAUCUAAUAGGUGCCUAGACACCCGAAUAAUACAAGACAUAAAGGAGACACUUAAUUAUUAUGAUGGUAUAGAGAGAAGAAGGAGACAGGAAGAAUUAGCAGCAGCAGCAGCAACAACAAAUGGGGUGUCUGUGCAGCAACUUAUUGCUGAAGGUAGAGGAAGCAGCGAGAAUAUUGCUGCACUUAUUCGUGUAAGAGGUCUAUACCCCCAGCAGCAGCAGCAGCAGCAGCAGCAGCAGCAGCAGCAGCAGCAGCAGCAGCAGCAGAAGGGAGUUAGAGGAGGACUUGCUGCUGCAGUUGCGGUGUAUGAGGAAGCAGCAGCAGCAGGACUGCAACCAGACACUGAAUGGCAUGCGCAACAAAAGGAUUUUAAUUUAGCUCCUAAUCAACAAACAUAUGCUAUACUACUCAGGAUGUUUGCAUUAGAUCUAAAUGAUCCAGGACGUUUCUUUGCUCUAUGGGACUUCUUAAGAUCAGACAAAGAAGGAAUAAACCCUCAGGAGGCAGCAGCAGCAGCAGCAGCAGCAGCAGAAGAGGAAGAGGAAGCAGCAACAGAAGAAGCAUCAGCAGCAGAAGAGGAUACCACCAGUUUCCUUAACGAAAACAGCAACAGCAGCAGCAGCAGCAACAGCAGCAGCAGCAGCAGCAGCAGCAGCAUAAGCAACAGCAGUCUAAGCAGCAACCUUAGACACCUCUACAGCACCACCGCCACCACCACGAGCACCACGAGCACCGCAACCACCGCCAGCAGCAGCAGCAGCAGCAGCAGCAGCAGCAGCAGCAGCAGCAGGAAAAAAGAAGAAAAUUGUAUAACAACUAGCCCGCCUAUAUUAAGAUUAGCACUAUUAAUGAGCAUAAAAAGCAGGGUAUUAAUAAUAUAA
This is a messenger RNA of Eimeria maxima, 2523 nucleotides long. RefSeq names its product PPR repeat-containing protein, putative. The transcript has 5 exons. The record is from RefSeq and is a predicted model, not a curated record. The coding region runs from base 1 to 2523 and encodes 840 amino acids. Lineage: Eukaryota; Apicomplexa; Conoidasida; Eucoccidiorida; Eimeriidae.